Messenger RNA from Adineta steineri, 1761 nucleotides. Lineage: Eukaryota; Metazoa; Rotifera; Eurotatoria; Adinetida; Adinetidae. The record is from the annotation of a GenBank genome assembly.
AUGGCAUGGUUUACUAAUUUGAUAAAGUCAAAUUGGUCAUCGCGGUAUCCUGUUCUUAUAUCUGGUGGAUUGCUCAUCAUUCUACUUACUUUAAGUGUCAUAACAAUUGUUCUUAUCUCGACUCGUAGCAUUACUAUCCAUCAACAUAAUAAUGAAGCAAUACAUAUUGUAGAACCAUCAUUUAACAUAACAUAUAUAAUAGUUAAUGAUAUUAAUUCACCUACUCCAAUUUUUAAUUUUAAUUCAAAACAAAUAUCACAAAAUUUGGAAAAUGCUCUUAAAUUACCAACAAAAAAUAUUUUACAAUUAGAAAAAAAAUAUCAAAAUAUAGUUAAGCAAGCAUUCGAUAAACGACCUACACAAUGCACUUUCUUUUUUCCAAAUAUUAAUGAUACAUUAUUGACUUUUCAAUUCCAUCUUAAACAUUCAUUCUUAUCUUUAUGCAAAAAUCAAUCAUGUCUAAAAGAAUUAUAUAGUAACAUUUAUGAACAACUUCAAAAUAUAACAUAUUUUACAAUAGAAAUAGAUAAUGAGUUUAUUGAAUUUAAUUUAUGUUCAAUUAUUAAUUUCCCAUAUACUGAAAAUUCAUCAACAGAUAAUUAUGAUGAAUAUUCAACAUUGACAUCAACCGUUCAUUCAGUUACAACAUCAUCACAACCACCAAAUACUUGUCAAAUUAAUUCUACUAAUUUACAAAAUAAAUGGAUAAAAGUUGGAAAUAUGUUUGAAUAUCUUAUGUAUCAUAGAAGUACAUAUGUUCCACAAGAUAAUUCUGUUCUUAUUACCGGUGGAACUCGAAAUGAAUUUAUCUAUUUUAAUACUAUUCAAAAAUAUAUUAUUUCUAAUCAAUCAUUUGUUAUGAAUCUACAUAGAUCCAUGAAAAUUAAACGUGCACUUCAUUCUGCUGAUCUAUUACCAUUAUUAGGUUUAGUUCUUCUUACUGGUGGAACAUCAUUAUCGACACCAAAAGAACAACUUACAGCAGAAUUAUUAGAUCCAAUAUCAGGUGAAAUAACAUCAAUUGAAAUGUUAACAAAUCGACGAUAUCAUACAUCUGUAGUCAUUCCAUUAGAUAAUAAAGUUCUUUUACUUGGUGGCCAUAAUUAUUCAUCUACUAUUCUUUCUACUGGUGAUUUAUUCAAUGGGACACAUUUUAUACCAAUAGUAAAUACAAUGAUGGUUCAACGUAUUUAUCAUACAGCAACAUAUAUACCAACAAUUAAUAAGAUUCUUAUUAUAGGUGGAAGAGAUAAUGAGAAUAACAGACGAAAUACAUAUAGUACAAUAGAAUUUUAUGAUGUAGAAACAAAUAUGUUUGAAAUAUUACCAAAUAUAACAAUGUCAAUGGCACGAGCUCGACAUACAGCUACUUAUAUUCCAUUUCCUAAAGAUCAACUUCUAAUAAUUGGUGGAGAAAAUAAUGAUAUAUAUCAUAUAAAUAGUUGGGAAUUAUUUGAUAUUAAAACUUUAUCAUUUAUUCAUAAAGGUACCAUACAAUAUGGACGCUUUGAUCAUCAUGCUACUUUAUUAAAUAAUAAUCAUGAUAUUUUAAUUACAGAUGGUUUUUCAAAUACUCUUUCAAUUGUUCCAUCGGAAAUUUUUAAUUUAAAAACAAUGUUAUCUUGUCAAGCAGCAACAAUGAAUAAAAUUAGAGAAGCUUUUACAACUACUUUAAUUCCAUCGAUUGGUGAAGUAUUUGUAUGUGGUGGUCGAGAUAUUUCAUAUAAUACAUUAAAUAGUUGUGAACUUUAUACUCCUUAA